UCGCUCGCCCUCUAAUGGAGGCCGGUUUUGGAGGCCGCGCGCCGUCGCUUGCUCGGUUCCCUCUCCCGGAGUCUGGCGCUGCCCGUGCACCAACUUCCUGUCGCUAGGAAGGCCCUGCAGGGGCGGCGACUCCAGCUCAGCUGCUCUUGACGUCGCCUCUCGGCCGCCAUGGCUGAGAAGCAAGCCGACUCAGCCGGAGACCCGGCUCCUGACAGUGUGGUAGCCCCCAAAGCAGGACCCGAGGUGUCCUCGCCUGGGGCCUCCGAGUCCGGGGACUACGACAGCACCUGCGUGUUCUGCCGCAUAGCGGCGGGGAAGGAACCCGACACUGAGCUCUUGCACUGCGAGAAUGAAGACCUAAUUUGCUUCAGAGAUAUCAAACCAGCAGCACUUCAUCAUUAUCUUGUGGUGCCAAAGAAGCAUAUUAGAAGUUGCAAGGAGCUAAACAGAGACCAAAUAGAAAUGGUUGAGAACAUGGUAGCUGUUGGAAAAGCCAUUCUUGAGAGGAAUAAUUUCACUGACUUUACAGAUGUGAGAAUGGGUUUCCAUAUGCCACCAUUCUGUUCCAUUUCUCAUCUGCACCUUCAUGUCAUAGCUCCAGUCAAACAGUUUGGCUUCUUAUCAAAGUUGAUUUAUAGACCAGAUUCUUACUGGUUUGUCACAGUUGAUUAUUGGCUUGAAAAGUUAAGAAAAUAAAAAUGUGAACCAUGGAAAAGCUCCUUAACCUGACUCAUGAUGAGCUAUUAUUUUGCUCUCUUUGAAGUCUAAUUGCAGUCUGAAGGUUUGCUGGGUAUACACAACACUACCACUGAGUAGCCUUACAUUUUUUCUGAAUGUCUAUUUUCUGAGAUCUGUAAUAUAGUUAUGUGAGUACUUUGUCACUGACUUCUUUGUUUUGAUGCUUAGUUAUGUAAGGUUUUAUGCCUAAGAUACUAUAACUAAAAGUUCACUUGAUAAAAAUUCUGCUAACCAGGAUGCAUCCUAUAUUUUUUUUAAAGUUCAGGUUUCAUUUAUUAGUAGUCUUAAUAAUAAUUUAUGAUGAAUAAACUGGCAUAGAAAAUUGAAACCUUUUUACAGUGAAGGAGAAAAAGAAAUUAGCAAUUUUAUGAUAGUUUUAUAGUCUUACACAUAAAUUUUCAAAAUAAAGAAUACCAUGCUACCAAUAGUCUCUGAUUUUAAUGAUAGAAACAUUUAUUUAUGUGUUACUUUUUUAUGGUUUCACACACACACACACACACACACACACACACACACACACACACAUUAUAUUAGAUUUCACUUAUCCUGUGAGUCUCUUAGUGAGUACCUGAAGCCCAGGAUAAUAGCGAACUCCGUAAUGUAUCCUGUGCUUUUCCCUCAUAUGCAUACCUUAGGCGUAGUGAGAGAUUAACAACAGUACUAAUAAAAUAGUGCAGUUAUAACCAUAUAAAAUUAAAAUACUUCAAGUGUUCAUGGCUGUGCUUUGUUGCCAUAUCGAGUUGAAUACAACUGCUAUGGAUGCUGUGACAGUUAAUCUGAUAAUAGGUGGUUACUAUAAGUGGGUAAUACAUAAAACAGUACGGAUGAUUCAUAUCCCAGGUAGGAUAGAGUGUGACGGUGUGAAAUGUCAUUUUCCUGUGCAGAAUUGCAUGUGAUUCUUACGCUUUGUCAUUGAAUAUUUUGUGUUAGCCACAGGUAGCUGACACUAUAAAAGUCAAGUCACAGAAGGUGAUGCUUUAGACAAGAGGCAACCACUUUAAUGUCAUUUUAAAUGACUAUAGUAACCAACAACAUGGUUGUCUUAACAAAAUUUAUGUGUAAUUUUGCCUGUCAGGAGAUUAGAACACAAAUUAGUAAUGUCUGAAAACUGACAGAAACUGUUGUCAUAUGGUGUGCUUUUGUAUCAAAGGGAAAUGAAAGUAGCUAGUGGUUAGACCCAGUCUUGUGGAAAAAAACUUGAUUUAAAAGGAGAAAAGAGAUGUAGAUAAGGAGUUUAUCUUGAUAACAUAGUGCUAAUAUUGGUAUAUCAUUUAGUGAAAUGUGUUUAUUGGGAGUUGCCCUUUAGCAGUAUCUACAGACACAGUAGUGACUGAAGGGAGAUGAGGUGUUGAAAGAUGUUUCUACAUUGUGCCAGUGUCUAAUAGUGUUAUAUAUGCAGCAAGAAAGGAUCAUGAAGACUAAUGAAUUAUAGAAUCAGCUAAGAUUUCUAGUUCAUUGUUUUGGCAUGAUAUUAAGUAAUUUUAGGUAACACACUAUUUAUUACAGUGCUUGUUACAAUAUCUAAAGUCAAGCAUUCUCUACUUAAUUAAAAUUAAUUCAGCAAAUGUUUUUAAUAUUUAAUAAGUGCCAAACACUAUCGGGAUCCAGAACUAAAGAAAUGAUAAAGGUCACCCAAUGCUAUGGGAUGAGGCAAAACUAAUUUACUAGAUUUUAGUGUGUUAAGUGUGAUGAUGUCCAUAGAAGAGGCCAUGAAAGGGAGACUGCUACUGAGAACAGGUAGUGGGCAGACAGCACCUAAUUCAAGACUCAGGGUUAGGCUGUCAAACAAUGGUGGAAAGUUAAGAAGCUUGACUUCUGUUUCCACUACUCAUUUUUACAAUUUGAAUUUUUACAAUUUCAACUUAUUCACUAGAGGUGGAGAAAGGGAUUUGCAUGUAGAGACUAUAGGCUCUCAAAAUUAGAUUUAUAGGUUUUACAGCCUUGCCUUGUGUAAUAGCUUUCUGAUCAUUUACAUCGCUAACAAUUACAAUUUUUUCUAUACCAGUGAAAAUAGGGCAAACUUCAGGAAAGGUACAACCUUUGACUGUUUUACUCUGAACUUGAAGUGAUGUAUUUGACCUCAUGGUGAUAGCACAUGAAAGGCGGUCAAGGGACUUUUCAAAUGCCUUUAGGGACCUUUAAGUAGCAGGUUGAUUGUGUCUGUAUAGGUUUGUAUCCUCUCAUGGGGCAGAGCGGGUAAAGGUGCUUACUUUACCUGUAAGUGAGCUGACAGUAAAACCUGGAGGACUUGUGUUUGAUCUCAGAAUUUUUGUAAAGGUAGAAAAGAAAAGAAAGGAGCCUACAGAGCUGACCUCUGACCUGCACACAUGACCUGUGUGGAUCUGCACACCCAUUUUAAAUGCACACACACACUGAGAUAACAAAAUUAAAAAGUAAAGUCCUUGAAAGAGCAAUUUUAAUGUAUACUUUCUUUACUUGUAAAGGUAAAUAAUCAAAUUACAGUUAAAAAAUCCACUUGACCUUUUUGGUAGCGUUUGGCUACUGGUUACCUAUCAACAACAUCAAUUCAAAGCACAGCAGAUUAAUAAUGUGUCUUAGUCGCUGUUCUGUUGCUAUGACGAGACGCCAUGGCCAAGGCAACUUUUAUAAGAGAAAGCAUUUAGUUGGGGGCCUACAUACAGGGUUAGUCUGUUAUCAGCAUGCAGGCAGCUCUAUUGUAGUAGCUGGGAGCUGCUUCCUGAUAUGUAUGCAGAAAGAGAGACACUGGGCCUGCCAUGGGCCUUUGAAAUUUCAAAGUCCAUUACCUGUGACACAUUUCCUCCAACAAAGCCACACCUACUCCUUCAAGGCCACACUUAAUCCUUCUCAAAUAGUUCCAUUCUUUGGUAACUAAGCAUGCAAAUAGCCUAUGGUGUCCAUUCUUAUUCAAAACAACACAUAACUUGUCUUAAAAAUGUUUAAAAUAAUAUUGACAACAUUACUUAUGCAUGUGAUACUAAUGUGUAAUUAUAAAAUUAUGGUGAAUUAACUAGAAGAAAUGAAAAUAAAAAUGAGGAAGUAAUUUGUCAAA
Messenger RNA from Mesocricetus auratus (golden hamster), 3769 nucleotides. It is a transcript of the gene Hint3, whose product is annotated as histidine triad nucleotide binding protein 3. Gene Ontology annotation, molecular function: catalytic activity. The record is from RefSeq and is a predicted model, not a curated record. The transcript is spliced from 5 exons. NCBI's taxonomy places the organism in Eukaryota, Metazoa, Chordata, Mammalia, Rodentia, Cricetidae. Bases 169 to 696 code for a protein of 175 amino acids.